AUGGAGGCGUACUGCAACGCAGUGCGUCGUCUCGAGGACAAGUUCGACAGGCUUGAGCUUAAUCACAUCGCGCGCAAGUACAACGAUGAAGUGGAUGAACUGGCCAAGAUCGCAUCUGGGCGGACCGCCGUUCCCCCGAACGUCUUCGCCCAUGACCUCGCCAAGCCAUUCGUCGACUUCAAGAGCCCUGCGGAAGCCAUCGGAGUGGCACCCGAACCCUCGGGGGCUGCGACCACUAAGCCAUCGACCAAGGACCCCUCGACGAAGGAGCCCGAGGCCAUGGACACUAACAUCGAGACCACCUCGAUGGAUGAGGCUGAAGCAAUGGAGAUCGACGAGGCCCCGCCUCCAAGAGAUUGGCAUACCCAGUAUCUCGACUGGAUGAUCCGAGGGGUCCUACCCUCGGACCACGCUCAGGCGCAGCGCGUCGCUAGGCGGGCCAAGUCCUUCGUCUUGAUCGAUGAUGAACUGUUUGGAGUCCCGAAUUCGAUCAUCACCGACAAUGGCACCCAGUUCACGGGCAAGAAGUUACUGGCGUUCUGUGACAACUACCACAUACGCGUGGAUUGGUCUGCAGUGGCGCACCCAUAG
Molecule: messenger RNA, 591 nt
Organism: Panicum virgatum (switchgrass)
Lineage: Eukaryota; Viridiplantae; Streptophyta; Magnoliopsida; Poales; Poaceae
Exons: 2
Coding region: 1-591 (196 amino acids)
Biological process (GO): DNA integration
Molecular function (GO): nucleic acid binding
Source: RefSeq, a predicted model, not a curated record